AUGAGCUCACCAAACAUUACUUUGUAUACGGCCCAGACCCCCAAUGGGAUCAAGAUCUCCAUGGCUCUGGAGGAGCUUGGCUUGCCAUACAAGGUCGAAAGGAUCGAUAUCUCCAAGAACACCCAGAAGGAAGACUGGUUCCUCAAGAUCAACCCCAACGGCCGCAUCCCAGCAUUGACAGACACCUUCAGCGAUGGCCAGCAGAUCAACCUCUUUGAGUCUGGCAGCAUCCUUCAGUAUCUGGCAGAGCAAUAUGACCCAGACCACAAGAUCUCCUACCCCAAGGGUACACGCGAAUACUACGAAGUGAACAACUGGCUGUUCUUCCAGAACGCAGGACUGGGUCCCAUGCAAGGCCAAGCCAACCAUUUCUCACGAUAUGCCCCGGAGCACAUUGAAUAUGGUGUAACCCGCUACGUCAACGAGUCACGCCGGCUGUAUGGCGUAUUGGAUAAGCACCUUGCUCAGUCCAAGUCUGGCUUUAUUGUUGGUGAUCACAUCUCGAUUGCUGAUAUCACGCACUGGGGAUGGAUUGCUGCUGCUGGAUGGGCUGGUAUUGAUAUUGAGGAGUUCCCGCAUGUGAAGGCUUGGGAGGAGCGCAUUGUUCAGCGACCUGCCAUGGAGAAGGGCCGUCAUGUUCCUUCCCCUCACACUAUUAAGGAUUUGAUCAAGGAUAAGGCUACCAUGGAUAAGCAUGCAGCUGAUGCCAGGGCUUGGAUCCAGCAGGGAAUGAAGGACGAUGCCAAAAGCAAGGUCUAG
Penicillium antarcticum is the source of this 759-nucleotide messenger RNA. Its product is annotated as glutathione S-transferase family protein. The coding region runs from base 1 to 759 and encodes 252 amino acids. Lineage: Eukaryota; Fungi; Ascomycota; Eurotiomycetes; Eurotiales; Aspergillaceae. The record is from RefSeq and is a predicted model, not a curated record. The transcript is spliced from 3 exons.